This is a messenger RNA of Dendrobium catenatum, 1828 nucleotides long. RefSeq names its product pentatricopeptide repeat-containing protein At1g74630. The coding region runs from base 236 to 1345 and encodes 369 amino acids. Gene Ontology annotation, molecular function: RNA binding; protein binding. The record is from RefSeq and is a predicted model, not a curated record. The transcript has 2 exons. Lineage: Eukaryota; Viridiplantae; Streptophyta; Magnoliopsida; Asparagales; Orchidaceae. Gene Ontology annotation, biological process: RNA modification.
ACACAUUAUGGUAAGUGUUAGUCAAUAUGCUGCGUUUCAUUCAUAUUUCACAUAAGCUAACAUCUCAUCUUAUUUGUUCGGUGUUGCAGAUUUAAUAUUGAUCUCCAACGGCCUUCUUUUGAUCGCUAAGAAUUGCUUAAUUUCAUUAUCACAAUUGUGAAGAGAUUGCUAUUGUGCCAAAAUAUUAGCUGGCUACUUUUUUGAAUGUAGGAUUAGUUGGUAAUUGUUCUCACGAAUGCCAGCAAUUAUAAAUAACAUUCUGAAACGGAUUUAUUACUGUUCAUCCUUGAAUUCGUUCAAGAAAAUCCAUGCUCAUAUCAUCAUUCAUGGCCUUCGCUUAAACAAUCUUGUAGCCGUAAAACUCGUUAUCUUUUGUAGCCAGGCUUUGGGUCAUAUUGGUUAUGCCCGCUUGAUAUUCAAUGGUCUUUUGAGUUCUGCAAAUGUUUACCUCUGGACUGCCAUGAUUACGUCUUACACUCAUCAACAUUCGGAGCUUGCAAGAGAGGCCAUUGUUAUAUACCAUAUGAUGCUUAACCAUGGAACUUAUCCAAACAACUUCACUUUAUCAACUGCCCUUAAAGCAUGUUCAACUUUGAAAGCCACAAAUGAAGGCAAGCAGAUUCACGUUCAUUCUACUAAACUUGGAUUCAAUUCCUCCAUUUAUGUGCAAACCACAUUGGUAGACAUGUAUGCUAAAUUUGGUUUGGUAGAAGAAGCAAGGUAUGUAUUUGAUAACAUGGCAGUUAAAAAUGUCGUCACUUGUAAUGUUAUGAUGGCAUGUAAUGUGAAGGAUGGUGAUAUUGAAUCUGCUAGAGGAAUGUUUGAUCAAAUGUCUCAAAGAGAUCCAAUUUCAUUGGCAACCAUGAUAUCUGGUUAUGCCAUGAAUGGAUCUAUCCUGACUGCCAGAGAGCUUUUUGAUCAAAUGCCUGUGAAGGAAGUUAGUUCUUGGAAUGCUUUGAUUGUUGGGUACUGUCAUGGAGGAGAAUGGGAUCAAUCAAUAAAACUCUUCAAUGAGAUGCAACUGAAUCGUAUUAAACCAAAUCAUGUCACCAUGGCUAUACUGCUCUCUUCCUGCGGCCAAUUAGGAGCUCUGAGAUUUGGUAGGCAAUUACAUGGCUUCCUGCAUAAAAUUUGCUUUUUAAAGAAUGUUUAUGUCAGCAAUUCUCUUCUUAACAUGUAUGCCAAAUGUGGCAGCUUACAGGAUGCUCAUGAUGCGUUUGUAGAUAUGCCAGAAAAGGAUAUAGUAUCAUAUAAUGCAAUGAUUACUGGGCUGGCUAACCAUGGACAUGGUGAAGAGGCCUUAGAACUAUUUCAAGAGGUGCUGGAAAGAGAGUUAUGCAAUUGAGCCCUCUGCUGAUCACUAUGCGAGCAUCGUCGAUCUGUUUGGUCGAAAGGGUCUUAUUGAGAAAGCUUAUAACUUUAUAAAGAGAAUGCCAGUUGAGACACACGCAGGAGUUUGGGGAGCUCUUCUUAAUGCUUGUAGUAGUCAGAAUAACGUUGAGAUUGGUAGAGUUGCAGCAGAAGAACUCUUCAAAAUUGAACCAGAAAAUCCAGGUAAUUAUGUGAUUCUUUCAAAUAUAUAUGCUAGAGCUCAAUAUUGGGAUGGUGUUAGAGAGAUAAGGUGCUUCAUGAGAGGAAAAGGAGUGGCUAAAAGAGCAGGAUGUAGUUGGAUUGAGUUGAAUAAUGAGGUUUUUGAAUUUGUUAUGGGAGAGAUGGGCCACUGUCUGUCUGAAGAAAUUUAUGCAUUUUUGAGACAACUUUCUUUGCAAAUGAAGUAAUACAAACAUAGACACUUUGAUUGAGGUUCUAUGUUUCAUAAUUAUAUUAA